Messenger RNA from Aspergillus homomorphus CBS 101889, 384 nucleotides. RefSeq lists its product as uncharacterized. The record is from RefSeq and is a predicted model, not a curated record. Bases 1 to 384 code for a protein of 127 amino acids. The transcript has a single exon. NCBI's taxonomy places the organism in Eukaryota, Fungi, Ascomycota, Eurotiomycetes, Eurotiales, Aspergillaceae.
AUGACAUCCCCAGCCUCAUGCUCAGUGAUCAACCACUUCCGGCCGGCAUCCUUACCAUACGCAACCGUAUCGCGACUCAAAAACCCGCCAUCUUUCAUAUUCCUAUUAAAAGCCGACACGCGCUCCUCAUCCGUCAGAUUCCCCACAUUUCGAGCAAACUCCUCCUCCGUCCGCCGCCCGAUAUCCGUCAACCUUCCAGCGGAUGAGAGUCACGAUUGUGCGACGCUUGCCAAGAAGUUCAUCGGAAUGCUCAAGAUUGCAGCAACGGGACCCCGACAUAUUGCCUUCCGAUACGGAAACCUGCUGGCUCGUUUAUGGUCACAAGGCCAUACGAUGCCGGAAAAGCUGCAUGAUCGCCGAGUCUCAAAUGUGACGUAUGAUUGA